AUGGCCUCCAAUAACGGCAUCUGGCACAAGACUUCGGUCCAAGCCGCCAAGGAGCAAGGCAAUACCUACUCGACCACAACAACGGCUGGCAAUAAGCGUGCUCGUUCUGAACCGGAACACCCUACGGCACCACGACCGACGACUCUAUCAAGCCGCACAUUGGGUGCACAACGAUCUAUAAGUCUGCCACCAAGUGCCCCGAGACUCACGGCGAGCCCGAUCACGUCCCUAGAACUCGCCCGCCAAGGGCCCUCCGAGUACACGCAACGACAUGCUGUCCCAUCCACGCCGUCGUCUUCUUCAGAUCCUUUGCUUGCUCUUGCUCACCCUUUUUACGGCCUCCCUCGGCCGUUGAUUCGCAACCUGUACGGCCUUGGCAUCAAGAUCAUGUACCCAUGGCAAAAGGCAUGUCUGCGAGGCCCCGGACUUCUCUCCGGAGACAAAAAUCUCGUAUACAGUGCUCCAACAGGAGGCGGAAAAUCACUUGUAGCCGAUGGCGAGUUCACCCGCUGCAGACGAUAUUCUACGCACCUUGCUGACCUUGCCGCAGUGCUAAUGCUGAAGAGGGUCUUGCAAGAAAAGAACUCCAAAGUGCUCCUCGUUUUGCCCUAUGUCGCUUUGGUCCAAGAAAAAGUUCGAUGGUUACGGAACAUCGUGCAGGGGGUACCCAAACCCAAGGAAGAAAUCGACGAUGAGAAGCGUAUUUGGAGGCGCCGCGCUGACGAGGACUCCAUCAGAGUCAUUGGUUUCUUUGGUGGGAGCAAGAUCAAGCCUACUUGGGCCGACUUCGACAUCGGCGCGAAUGCUCUCGUCAACACGGCGAUCGACGACUGUUCAAUCAAGCAUUUGAAAGCCGUCGUCCUGGACGAGCUCCACAUGAUUGACGAUGACCACCGAGGAUACCUCAUGGAGUUGAUGGGCACCAAGUUGCUAAGUCUACCUCAUCCGGUUCAAAUCAUCGGCAUGAGUGCCACCAUGUCCAACAUCAAGCUACUGGCCGACUGGCUCGGAGCUCAAUCAUAUGAAACACGAUACAGACCAGUGCCAAUUGAAGAACAUCUGGUCUAUGAGGGGAACGUGUAUCCGGCUGCCACGACAAGCGAGCUGCUAAAGACAGCCGGUGAUUUGAAGUCAGGGACACAACAUACGCAAAGUUCCAAAGCAAUCAGACGCGUUGAGCUAUCGAGUCACAAAGAGUUCAAAGACCCAGUGCUCAACGCGGUUGUUUCUCUGGCCAGCGAGACUGCUAGGGCAGGGUACGGCGCUCUAGUAUUUGCCAGCAGUCGACCUGGGUGCGAAUCGGAUGCUCGCUGGAUUGCUAGAGUUAUGCCUACCCUUGAAGAACUCGACAAUUCGAUGGUCGAGAAACGGAUCGAGCUGAUGGCUGACUUGCGGAGUCUUGGCACCGGUAUGGAUCCUGUUCUCGAAGAGACGGCUGGAUUGACCACGGAAGAGCGUGAACUAAUUGCUAAUGCUUACGAUACCGGGGUCAUCAAGGUAUGCGUAGCUACCUGCAGUCUCGCGGCGGGCAUUAAUCUACCUGCACGAAGAGUGAUUCUUCACAAUGCUCGGAUGGGGCGAGAUUUCGUUGGCCCCUCCAUGCUGCGGCAGAUGCGUGGAAGGGCCGGUCGCAAGGGCAAAGACGAGGUCGGGGAAACCUAUUUAUGCUGCCGAAAAGACGAUCUUGAGCAAGUCGUCGACUUGAUGAACGCUGAGAUGCCCCAGAUCACGAGUGGCUUGAUAACAGACAAGCAACGUAUUCAGAGGGCAUUAUUGGAGGUUAUCGCUGUACGACUUGCAACGAGCAGAGAUGCUCUAGAUGAAUACUUAAGCAGAACACUUCUGGCAUAUACAGGUGCUCCCGAGCCUUUACAAGACUGUGUCGAGACGAGCCUCAAAAAUUUGCAAUCAAUGGGAUUCAUUACAGCAGAUGCUUGCGGCAACUACCAGCCAACAAAACUAGGUCACGCCAUCGUGGCUUCUGCCUUGGAUCCCGACGACGGAGUUUUCAUCCACAAGGAGCUGGAAAGAGCGCUCCAAGCCUUCGUAAUGGACGGCGAGAUGCAUAUUCUCUACAUCUUCACACCCGUACAUGAAUUCGGUGCCAACAUUAAUUGGCAAGUAUUUCGCAACGAAAUGGAGAAUCUCGAUGAUAGCGGUCACCGUGUUCUCGGAUUUCUCGGAUUGAAGCGUGCUGUGAUCAACCGACUGGCACAUGGUAGCACACUGAAGGAGACGACACCCGAAGAGAAGGAAAUCGUCCGUGUACACCGUCGGUUCUACUUGGCCUUCCAAUUACGAGACCUGUGCAACGAGAUGCCUGUCCAUGCCGUUGCGCGAAAGUACGAUGUGCCUCGGGGUGCUGUUCAGACCCUAUCGCAGACUUGCCAUGGGUUCGCAGCUGGCAUGAUCAAGUUCUGCGAACAUAUGGGUUGGGGCGUCAUGGCUGCUGCACUGGACCACUUCUCGGAUCGUUUGAUAGCAGGCGCAAGGUCGGACUUGCUGGCGUUGGCACAAAUUACCUUCGUAAAGAGCCGGACCGCGAGAGUUUUCUGGGAAAACGGCUUUCGCAGCGUCGCAGCCGUUGCGAAUGCAGAUCCCAAAGAGCUCCUCCCAAUCCUCAUGCAGGCUCAACCGAGUAAACUUCGCAUCAAGGGACAGGAAAGCGUCAAGUAUGAGGAAAAGUUGAUGGCAAAGGCCCAGGUCAUCUCCAACUCGGCCAACCGGUUGUGGCAAAUCCAGAUGCAACAGGAGAUUUAUGAAGAAGAAUGA
Messenger RNA from Colletotrichum karsti, 2772 nucleotides. Its product is annotated as DEAD/DEAH box helicase. NCBI's taxonomy places the organism in Eukaryota, Fungi, Ascomycota, Sordariomycetes, Glomerellales, Glomerellaceae. The record is from RefSeq and is a predicted model, not a curated record. Gene Ontology annotation, molecular function: nucleic acid binding; ATP binding. Bases 1 to 2772 code for a protein of 923 amino acids. The transcript has 11 exons.